This is a messenger RNA of Fraxinus pennsylvanica, 627 nucleotides long. The record is from the annotation of a GenBank genome assembly. NCBI's taxonomy places the organism in Eukaryota, Viridiplantae, Streptophyta, Magnoliopsida, Lamiales, Oleaceae.
AUGGCGAGUGAAGGAAUAAUUAUCGAUCAGCAGCAGGAAGAUAAGAUUCACAGCGAUGUCCUGCUCUUCAACCGCUGGAGAUAUGACGAGGUUCAGAUUAGUGACAUUUCUGUUGAGGAUUACAUCACUGCUACUGCUGCAAAGCACCCUACCUACAUGCCUCAUACUGCUGGGAGGUACCAGCAGAAGCGGUUUAGAAAAGCACAGUGCCCGAUUGUGGAGAGACUGACUAACUCACUGAUGAUGCACGGACGUAACAACGGAAAGAAGCUGAUGGCUGUGCGCAUAAUCAAACACGCAAUGGAGAUCAUCCACUUGCUAACAGACCAGAACCCAAUUCAAGUCAUUGUUGAUGCUGUAAUCAACAGUGGACCAAGAGAAGAUGCAACAAGGAUUGGUUCUGCUGGUGUUGUGAGACGUCAAGCAGUUGAUAUUUCACCUUUAAGGCGUGUUAACCAGGCUGUCUAUCUCCUCACUACUGGUGCUAGGGAGAGUGCUUUUAGGAAUAUUAAAACCAUAGCUGAAUGCCUUGCUGAUGAACUCAUAAAUGCAGCCAAGGGGUCUUCAAACAGCUAUGCUAUUAAGAAGAAGGAUGAGAUUGAAAGGGUGGCAAAGGCCAAUCGUUGA